Trichomycterus rosablanca is the source of this 1428-nucleotide messenger RNA. It is a transcript of the gene klf7b, whose product is annotated as Kruppel like factor 7b. The record is from RefSeq and is a predicted model, not a curated record. Gene Ontology annotation, molecular function: RNA polymerase II cis-regulatory region sequence-specific DNA binding; DNA-binding transcription factor activity, RNA polymerase II-specific. The transcript has 4 exons. NCBI's taxonomy places the organism in Eukaryota, Metazoa, Chordata, Actinopteri, Siluriformes, Trichomycteridae. Gene Ontology annotation, biological process: regulation of transcription by RNA polymerase II. Bases 1 to 831 code for a protein of 276 amino acids.
AUGGCUCCUAAUGUGGUUUGCCGAAGACCCAGAGCCUUAGCAAUGACAUGUCUGGAGCUAGAGCGGUACCUACAAACAGAGCCUAAAAGGCUGUCUGACUUUUUUGAUGAGGAUCUGGACUGCCUCUUGACAACAGGUUUUAUUAAAGAGGACAGUGAUGAUGACAUGAUGGACCCACUUCUACCCAGUCUUUCCAAUCAGCACCGUCCACCACCAUUGCAUACGUCUCUGCCCAAGAACCUUUACACAACAGUCACUGGCAAAAAAAUUAAGCCAGGAAUGAAAGAUGGCUAUGGUUGUGUUAACCCAGCACAGCUGAAUGCAGUCACCUCUUUAACACCGCCCUCCUCACCAGAACUGGGCCGACGUCUGGUCAAGCCCAUGCAGACUCUAACAGCCACAGCUGAUGGCACACUUAUGCUCAAAGUAGUGGCUAAGAAAGUGGGACUGGGCACCAGCAAGUUUAUGGCGACACAAUUGCCGUCUCCACUGCAUGCUCAUGAAGCACAGAGUGAUGGGGAAGGAGGCUUGGGGGCAGCAGGUAUUAAUGACAUCUUUGAGAGCAAGAAAAGGGUUCAUCGUUGCCAGUUCAAUGGCUGCAGAAAGGUAUACACAAAGAGCUCCCACCUGAAGGCACAUCAGAGGACACACACAGGUGAAAAGCCAUAUAAAUGCUCCUGGGAAGGCUGUGAGUGGCGCUUUGCUCGCAGUGAUGAGCUAACUAGGCAUUACCGCAAACACACUGGCGCCAGGCCCUUUAAGUGUAACAACUGCGACAGAUGUUUCUCCAGGUCUGACCAUUUGGCUUUGCACAUGAAAAGGCACAUCUGAGAAGAGAUGGAAGAAGCAAGUGGGAGAGACCAGUAGGAAAGGUGGAAAAAGUAUAGAGAAGAAGUGGCAUGUGUGUGUGAUGUCCCCAAUAUAGAGAAGCCCCAUGUGAAGAACUGAAAUACAAACCCAAACUCUUUCGGAUAACAGGGUGGCUAAUACAAAGCAUAUGUGAUGCAUGGAGGCUCUAAAGACACAGAUUGCUUGAUUUUUCACUUUUUUACACUUUCUAAAGUCAUGCCACUUUUAAUUUUUUGGCAAUUAGCCUGAGCUACUAGCUUGGGAAUCAUACUUUCUGUUUUUGCACUAUGCUCUUGUUUGUAAAGUAAGUCAUUAUUGGACAGAAAGUCUGUCAACAAUACAUUGUGAUCUGGAAAUUUUGCUGAACCAAGGACUCAUGUUGACAUGCUAGCAUACAUCAAACUGCCACUGUGGAAUAUAAGUGGAGUAAAUGGCCAUGGAAGAAGAUUGUGUAUUGACCUGUUCUGUACUUACUGCAGGAGAAAGUUGCUCUCGCUCACCUUCGCGCCUGUUACUUUACAAGCAACUAAAAUAAUGCACAUCAAUUUUUUUGCUUUUUAAGAUAGUGUUACAAAAGAU